Oncorhynchus mykiss (rainbow trout) is the source of this 1030-nucleotide messenger RNA. NCBI's taxonomy places the organism in Eukaryota, Metazoa, Chordata, Actinopteri, Salmoniformes, Salmonidae. The record is from RefSeq and is a predicted model, not a curated record.
ACACAAUAGUUCCAUUAUGAGUGACACAUUUCCAGUCCAUUUAAAAUUAACUCAUUAUUCCCUUGCCCUUUUCAACACUCUUUUAACCGUCAUGACACGUCAUCACGUCCGCUUCAUUUUUGGUAAAAGGCGCCUGUGCCAGCCAGCGCAUAACAAAGAAAUGUUGCGUUCACUCCUCGUUUCAAGUCGAAGAAGCACUGGUAGGGGUGCGUUUAUGUUCGAAGCCCUUUGUGUCCGGCAGCUUCACCAUGGCGUGGACUCUGCAGACGUGCAGUAUGACGGACUGUACCCAGGCCACAUCCCCACCAGCCCCAUCCAGAAAGCACUGUUGGCUGUCGGCUCCGGGGUGGCAGCUCUGCAAGACCCCUACAGACAUGACAUGGUGGCAGUGCUGGGAGAGACGACAGGACACCUGGCCCUGAUGACGCUUCGGGAUCGAAUGAGAGGAGACCCUGAGGGCUAUACCAUUCUAACUGAGCGCCCACGGAUCAGACUAUCCACAUUGGAUCUGUCCAAGAUGGCUUCCCUUCCAGAUGGAUCCUUUGGGAGAGAGUACCUGCGCUUCCUUGAGGACAAUAGGGUGACCCCUGACUCGAGGGUGAACGUGAAAUUUGUAGAUAAUGAGGAGUUGGCGUAUGUCAUGCAGCGGUACCGAGAAGUCCACGAUUUACUGCACACCUUACUAGGCAUGCCCACUAACAUGCUGGGUGAAGUGGCAGUAAAGUGGUUUGAGGCUGCUCAAACUGGCCUGCCCAUGUGCAUCCUGGGAGCAGCGUUGGGACCGCUCCGUCUGUCCACAAGUCGUCUGGAGCCCUUGGUGACGUCCCUGGGACCGUGGGCUGUGAGGAAUGGCCGGCAGGCCCGCUGUGUCUUCAGCAUCUUCUACGAGCGCCGCUGGGAGCAGAGUCUGGAGGACCUGAGAAAGGAGCUGAACAUCGAGCCUCCCCCGCUCACCAUCACGGCCACCAGCCAGAAAGCCACAUUAGAUUUGUAGCACUGACCUCGAAUGUCAGAGGUCACUGUACAACCA